AUGGCGCCCUCACAGCUAAAGCAGUUGAAAGCCUCUCUCCGCGAGAAGGGAGUUAUCGGACAGCAGCAGUCCAAAAAACAGCGGAAGCAAAAUGCAAAGUCUGGAGCUGCGGCCGCCAACCGCAUCCAUCGCAAUGCUGUUCUCCAGGAACUCCGAGAGCAAUUCAAUCCGUUCGAAGCAAGAGCACCAGCGCGGCCUGCGAAGUUUGCUGUAACAACCAACAAGGGCAAUACCGACCCGGUUCGACAUCGUCCCGGCGUCACGAGAGGCCUGGGCGAGCAGCGGAGAAAAGAAACUCUCCUGAAAGAAAUCCAUAGCCGCAAUAAAACUGGAAUGCUCCUCGAUCGACGUUUCGGCGAAAAUGAUCCGACAAUGACACCCGAAGAGAGAGCGGCGGAACGCUUUGCACGAGAAAGUCAAAGGCGACUCAAGAAAGAGUCCAUGUUCAACUUGGAAGAUGACGAAGAUGAAGAAAUGCUGCUCACUCACGGGGGCCAGGCGCUCUCUUUUGACAAGGAGCUCGGGGAUGAUUUCGACGAAGGCGACUUGAGAGAUUCGGAGGAUGACAGUGAAUCCGGUCGGAAUAAUAAGAGGAAACGCCUCGUUGAAGAAGAUGACAUGGAGGGUUUAGCUGGGCAAUCCGACGACGAAGAACAGCCCGAACGGAAAAAGUCAAAACAAGAGGUCAUGAAGGAGAUUAUUGCUAAAUCAAAGCAGUACAAAUAUGAGCGGCAAAAGGCUAAGGAAGAUGACGACGACUUGAGAGCCACUCUAGAUCAGGGGCUUCCGAGCAUUUUUGAAAUGAUGAGGGGUAUCAAGGCGCCAGAGCCACCACUGCAGGAGCAGCGUCCGGAUCCGAUGAUGAAUCCGGAUCGUGCUGCUCUUUUGAAUGGCAAAGAUAGGGAUGCUGCGGACAAGGAGUAUGAUCAGAGGCUGAAGCAGAUGGCCUUUGAUAAACGCUCCCAGCCUGCAGAUAGGACUAAAACGGAAGAGGAGAUAGCUGAAGAAGAGGCUACACGCUUACGCCAACUUGAGAAGGAGAGGCUGAGGCGAAUGCAUGGCGAAGAUGAUGAAGGAUCAGCAGAUGAAGGUGGUGCGGAUCUAGAUGACGAUGCGGAAGUCGAUGAUGCCAAGCCGUUCGGUCUACAUCAAUUAACUACACGGCCGGACCUAGAUGUGGAAGACGAAGAUGACUUUAUAAUCGAAGAUGAGUUGGUUGAAACUGGGUCCGCCCUAGACUUGUCGUUCGACGACAGCGACGGCAGUGAAAGUGCGGCGGAGGAAGACGAUGAUGAUGAUGACGAGUUCAUUAACGGGCUAACUCUACACCCAGGGGCAGAGAGUAUACCUGAUGAUAAGAAGACGCUAUCCACCCAAGACGACUCCCUAGCCUAUACUUAUCCGUGCCCUGAGAGCCAUGAAGAGUUUUUAAACAUAUUAAAGGACGUGAAGAUGGAAGAUUUGCCAACAGUGGUUCAACGAAUCCGCGCUUUACAUCACUCCAGGCUUCAUAGCGACAACAAGGCGAAACUGGGAAAGUUCUCUAGAGUCCUCGUGGAACAUGUCUCGUACCUUGCAAAUUUACGAGAACACCCGCCCUUCGCCAUCCUUGAGAACCUACUACGUCACAUCCAUUCCCUCGCCAAGACGCAUCCGGAGGAUGUAGCUGUUGCUUUUAGGGCUCAGCUUCGUGCAGUGGCCAACGAUCGACCCUUUAACCUUCUUCCGAGUGACCUGGUCAUUUUGACUGGCAUCUCAACUAUCUUUCCAACAUCCGAUCACUUCCACCCCGUGGUGACACCGGCGAUGCUUUCAAUGGGACGUUACCUUGGACAAGGUAAUAUUGAAUCUUUGGGGGACCUCGUCAUCGGUGCUUACGUGACAACUUUAUGCCUCCAAUAUCAAGCAUUAUCAAAGAGAUACAUUCCGGAACUUGUCAAUUAUGUUUUAAAUGCUUUAUGCAUUCUCGCACCUACAGCACCAAAAACUAAGCUGGGCUCAUUCCCUGCGCGUGUUCCCUCAGAACCAAUGCGACUCGAAGGCACAGAUGUGUCCGCCGAAGUCAGGACUCCGUCAUUCUGGGACGUUCUAACCGGCUCGACGGUUGCAAAGGAUAGGGCGGAGGGUCUAAAGUUGUCUCUUGUCGAGACGUUCACGUCAAUACUUGAAACUGCUGCUGAGUUAUGGGCCACCAAAUCUGCUUUCUUUGAGGUCUUUGAGCCCGCCCGAGCGGUUCUCAAACAUUUGAUUAGGUCGUGUGCGGGAAAGGUGCCUACAGCCCUAUCUGAUCAUAUGCAACGUACUUGUCACAGCAUGAAUGCUCAGCUUGCAGAAGCUCGACGAGCCCGCCGCCCCCUACUACUCCAUAAUCAUAGACCGCUCGCAAUCAAGACAGCAAUACCCAAGUUUGAAGAAUCAUUUAACCCCGAUAGGCACUAUGAUCCCGACCGCGAGCGGGCUGAGCUCAACAAGCUCAAGGCGGAGCAUAAGCGCGAGCGCAAAGGCGCGAUGCGAGAACUCCGGAAAGAUGCUAACUUUAUUGCACGCGAGAGCCUACGGGAGAAACGUGAGAGGGAUGCUGAAUAUGAGCGGAAAUACCGUCGUCUCAUUGCUGAGAUUCAGAGCGAGGAGGGACGCGAAGCGAAUGCCUAUGAGCGGGAGAAGAAGUUGCGGAAAGGGAAGCGGUAAAAGGUCAUUUGUUCGCUCCGCUUUUAGGGAGUGUGCUGCGUGCAUCCAUGCAUGUCUUGGUGUCAUUAUUAGUUAUUUGGAAAUGUGUUGUAGUACCCUUGCAAUCGCUAUAUCGGAUUGCAUGGAGCGGGGUUGUC
Messenger RNA from Coccidioides immitis RS, 2825 nucleotides. RefSeq names its product rRNA maturation protein. The transcript has 2 exons. Lineage: Eukaryota; Fungi; Ascomycota; Eurotiomycetes; Onygenales; Onygenaceae. Bases 1 to 2688 code for a protein of 895 amino acids. Gene Ontology annotation, biological process: maturation of SSU-rRNA. The record is from RefSeq and is a predicted model, not a curated record. Gene Ontology annotation, cellular component: Noc4p-Nop14p complex; small-subunit processome; nucleolus.